AUGAAACAGAGUUUUAUGGAAAGUGGACAAAAUCAACAAACAAAUUCUGCGAGCGGGACACACGAAACUUCUUCUUCUGCGAUUCAAACGACCGGUUCGUUAAAGUCCGGCGUACCUCUGCCGAAACCAAACUUGACGACUGGCGGGAAGAAGGUUGGUUUGAAAUCGAAGAAGAAUGUCGAGCAGCACAAUAAUUUUAACGGAAGCAGCGGCGAUGCAGCUGGGACGGCGGCGAGCAACAAUAACGGAGAGCAUUCGCACGCAAAGAACAAAGGAAAUAAUACUAACAACAACGGACGAAAAAGUAGUAGUAAGAAGAACGGGGAAGCGGCGGCGACGGCGGAGAGAGCCGGGGAUGGAAGCACGAGCGGGGACGUCUUUCACGACGCUUUAGCGCCGGAGGAAGCACAACAGAAAGCAGCCAAACUAAAAAAGAAAAAGCAAGUGAAGAAGAAAAAAGAGCAUUCAUUGGACGAUGGCGUGUCGCGAUUAUCGUUGGAAGACGGUGCGGAGGGAACGAUGAGCAUUCCGUCGCCUUCGAUGAUGCCGGGGGGGAUGCCGCCGCCGCCGCUCGGGAGACCGCCAAAGUCGCCAAUAAAACCAGAACAACCGUCGAGAAAGAGCAGCGCAAAACCUCGCGGAACGCGUAAGAUGGUCGCUUCGCAACCGAUUGCCCCUCCACCGUUGCCAUCGGGUGCACCGCCGCCGCUACCGGGUGACCCGUUGUCCGCUAACGCGGAACAAAGGAAAUCGGGAGGAAAGACGCAAGGCGGAACGUACGUUCCACCUUCGCAACGAGAAGGAAGAAAAUCGUCCCGAACCGCGCAAAAGUCAACAGCAAAAUCACCGUUAGGGAAGAAAGCAAUUACUCACGACGAAGCGAGAGGCGAUCCGGAUUACGAUCGCAACGAUCCGAAUUUGAUUCGAGGCGGCGCCUUGCAUCAUCGCGAGCAGUUUGGACACACGAGUUUGAGCGGACGCUCGAGCCCGAAUCAUCACGCCUCGCUCGCCGAGGAACAAGCGGCGCAAAAGCAAGCGAAGAAAGAUCAGCAAAAGAAAGAGAAACCGGCGCCUCCAAAACUCACGGCUGAGCAACAGAAGCAACAAGCAACCGGGCGAGAGAUUCGCAAAUUUCUCGAUUCCAACGAUAUUAACGGAGCUUUAGAUGUUUUUUACGCCAAGAGAGAUUUCGGUGGAAUCGACGUGGAAGCUUUUAAAAUUUUGGUUGCUGGGUGCGUGAAGAUGGCGGCGAUUCAAGACGGCUUACGGGUCGUUGAGUACGCGAAGAGUAAAGGUUUGAAGAUCUCGCUUCGAAAUUUUACCGGCUUACUCCAGACGAUACCGCAACGUUCAAACCCGAUGGAUACGGCUGAUUUACUCGCCGCGCUUGAGUACGUCAUCGAUUACGAAGACAGACGCGUUCGAAACUAUCACUUUCACUUCGCAAAACUUAUCGUGCAAGAGUUUCUCGAAGAAGCUUUACAAACGCUCGAUCGUGUGGCAAACGCGCCGGCGUUUGGCUUGCAAGAAAACGGACUUGCUGCCAUGGACGUUCGAUUGGAACCACUGCGUAAACCCGGUCAAGUUGGUUUAACAAUUCCCGCGCUCGCAGCCGAGAUGCAAAAGAAUCUCAUGAAAGGUGACGCGGUCUUGCUAUCGAGAACUUCCGCCACAAAGAAUAUCAUGACGCUAGGCGAAUUACCGAAACACUCUAAAGCCGCGCUCGAAGCAGCUGGCGAGAGCACGGUGAAAGCGUUAUCGAUGGAGCAAGGCGAAAGACCGGCGCGACGAAGCUACAACUACAGCGCCGCGGAGGAGUACGAAGCUGAAGUCUGUCAACUUGGGAACAACAUUGCCGUCCGUUUACUCGGCGUCGACCCGAGAGACGCCGCGAGCAUUUCUGGUUCCGGUUGGCGCGUUGAUAAGUUGGCGAACAGAACGAGUUACUUGCGUCAGUUGAACGCGCUGCAAGAUUUGAUGGAGAUGAAGGGGCCAGUCGGCAACAAAGCCGGAGUCGAUCCAGGAAUUCGAGACAUUUUACUCGCUGGAUGGGAUAACAACAAGAAGGCUAUUGAAUCCAUUCCAGAUUUAUGCGCGGCUGAGUUGAACGGGGAAACCAUGCACGCGGCUACAAAGCAACGCAUGCUCGACAUGGCUCAAGAUAUUCCUGCGAUGCAGCACAUGAAUAAGUCGCAACACGAGGCCUUGCGAGCGGCAUUGUUCCAACGCAUCACAUUGAUUCAAGGCCCGCCGGGUACAGGUAAAACGCACACCGCGGUUGCGUUGGUGCAAAUGUGGCUGAAGUGUCGCACGAUGCCGAUUCUGUGUACAUCUGAUUCGAACAUUGCAGUGGAUAACUUAGUUGACGGUUUGUCGCGAGCAGGGGUUCGUGUUGCGCGUAUUGGUCGUCCAGAAGCCGUGCGUCAAGACCUGAUGCCGUUUAUGGUUGAAUCUAUCGCCGGAAUCGAACCAGGCUCGAACAUGUCGAAAGAUCAACAGUAUCAAGCCAUCAACGGAGUUUUACGACGAGCGGAAGUUAUUUGCGCGACGUGCGCGGGUGCCGGGAGCGAUAUCCUCGAACGAUUUUCCUUUGCCGCGUGUCUCAUUGAUGAAGCCACGCAAGCGACGGAGCCGGCAACGGUUGUGCCCAUGACAAAAGGCUGUAAACAAAUCGUCCUCAUCGGUGAUCAAAACCAGUUACCGCCGACGAUUAUUUCCCGCGAUGCGGACGAACGCGGUCUCGGAACGAGUCUUUUUGAAAGAAUGCUUUCGCGCGGUAUUCGAACAUUUAUGCUUAAAGUGCAAUAUCGUAUGCACCCGGCGAUUGCAAAGUUCCCAUCGCAGCAAUUCUACAGCAACGAGUUACUUUCCGGUACGCCUCCUUCGCAAAGGCGAGCGCCGCAAGGGUUCGAUUGGCCAGUACCCGCAGUGCCGUUGGCGUUUGUUGAUUGCCCGGAAGGUGAAGAACGAUCUGAUGGCGCUUCGCAAAUGAACACGAUUGAAGCGCAAAAAGUUGUAACGCUGGUGAAGAAGUUGAUGGCUGAACACGAAGUUUUAGCGUGCGAUAUCGGUAUCGUUUCACCGUACGCCGCGCAAGUGCGAGCGAUCAAAAAGCUUUUGCAACCCAAUGCGGUUAAACGAACGAGAUUUGACGCACCAGCCGCACCAGACUCCGAUGCCGCCAUCGAAGUUUGUUCCAUCGAUGGUUUCCAAGGUCGAGAGAAAGAAGUUAUCGUAUUCUCGUGCACGAGAGCAAACUUGAUGGGUAAUGUCGGUUUCUUAGCCGAUCGCAGACGCGUAAACGUCAUGUUGACCAGAGCGAGAAGAGGUUUGAUUAUCGUCGGGCACUUGAGAACUUUGCGAGGAGAACCAGAAGUUUGGGGACCGUGGUUAACCUGGGCCGGCGAAAAUGGUUUAAUCUGCGGUUUGUCCGCCACGGAUGCCGACGCUGCGAACAGUUUGGCUACGAUUGGUAUGAGUUCCUACGCCGAAAUCGGAGGCAGCGGUGUUGGCGAAACUGUCAACACUAGUGCGAUGCUCGUUCCGUCGGCGUGGGCAGACGAUUCCAAGAAUACUGGCAUGCACCGCAUCGAAUCUGGAUCGAAGCUCGUUCAAAGAGAACACAUCCCGGAAGCGUGGGACGAUAGCGACGACGAGAACGCGGACGUGGACGCCAUCGUACCGAGCGCGAGCGUGAGCUCGUUUGUUACGAGUGCGAUUUCGACGGAUGACCAAGAUCCUGAUUCUGCCUGGGAUGAAGAUGAUGAAGACGACGACGGCGGUGAGGAAACAGCAACAACUACUUCGGUUGUGACUUCUUCGACGGAUGAAGAAGAUGGCAAUGACGAUGAGGCGUAA
Bathycoccus prasinos is the source of this 3858-nucleotide messenger RNA. RefSeq lists its product with no specific name. The coding region runs from base 1 to 3858 and encodes 1285 amino acids. The record is from RefSeq and is a predicted model, not a curated record. Lineage: Eukaryota; Viridiplantae; Chlorophyta; Mamiellophyceae; Mamiellales; Bathycoccaceae. The transcript has a single exon. Gene Ontology annotation, molecular function: ATP hydrolysis activity; helicase activity.